Molecule: messenger RNA, 6918 nt
Organism: Gracilinanus agilis (Agile Gracile Mouse Opossum)
Lineage: Eukaryota; Metazoa; Chordata; Mammalia; Didelphimorphia; Didelphidae
Gene: ASXL1
Product: ASXL transcriptional regulator 1
Exons: 13
Coding region: 1-4689 (1562 amino acids)
Biological process (GO): positive regulation of transcription by RNA polymerase II; animal organ morphogenesis
Cellular component (GO): PR-DUB complex
Molecular function (GO): peroxisome proliferator activated receptor binding; chromatin binding; DNA binding
Source: RefSeq, a predicted model, not a curated record
AUGCUCUUCCGGAGCGAGAAUGCACUAUACGCGGCCAAGGACUACAACUCCCAGCGGCACUUGCGGUUUGUAUUAGAAAACUACUCUGAUGCUCCAAUGACCCCAAAACAGAUUCUGCAGGUCAUCGAAGCUGAAGGACUAAAGGAAAUGAGAAGUGGGACAUCCCCCUUGGCUUGCCUCAAUGCCAUGCUACAUUCCAAUUCUCGAGGUGGUGAGGGACUCUUUUAUAAACUUCCUGGACGAAUAAGCCUUUUCACACUUAAGAAGGAUGCCUUACAGUGGUCUAGAAAUCCAUCUGUGCCUGAAGGAGAAGAGCUGGAGGAUACAGCAGAUGUAGAAAGCUGUGGAUCCAAUGAAGCCAGCACUGUGAGUGGUGAUAAUGAUGUAUCUCUUGAUGAAACCUCUUCCAAUGCCUCCUGUUCUACAGAGUCUCAAGGUAGAACUAUCUCUACUCCCAGGGAGACUUACAGAGCUGCUUCACAGACAAGCAAACCGAAGAAGAAGACUGGGGUGAUGUUACCUCGAGUUGUCUUGACCCCUCUGAAAGUAAACGGCGCACACAUGGAAUCUGCAUCAGGAUUUUCUGGAAGACAUGCUGAUGGAGAGAGCAGCAGCACAUCUAGCAGCAGUAGUAGCUCCCUGGCCCUGUGCAGCACUGCCAUGCGUAAUCGGGUGGAAAUUACCCGGGACCCUCCUCAGAUUUUGCGAGGUAUCAGGAAACCAGCAACAGGGCAAAUGAAGCGCAACAGAGGAGAGGAGAUAGAUUUUGAGACACCCGGUUCUAUCCUUGUCAACACAAACCUUCGUGCCCUGAUAAAUUCUCGAACCUUCAAUGCCCUUCCUUCACAUUUCCAGCAACAACUCCUCUUCCUCCUGCCUGAGGUGGACAGACAGGUUGGGACAGAUGGCCUGAUGCGACUCAGUAGCAGUGCUCUGAAUAAUGAGUUUUUCACCCAUGCGGCUCAGAGUUGGCGGGAACGCUUGGCUGAUGGUGAAUUCACUCAUGAGAUGCAAGUCAGAAUACGACAAGAAAUGGAGAAAGAAAAGAAGGUAGAACAGUGGAAAGAAAAAUUCUUUGAAGAUUACUAUGGACAAAAGUUGGGUUUGACCAGAGAAGAGUCAUUGCAGCAGAAUUCUGGCCAAGAGGAAGCUGAGAUAAAGAGUGGCUUGUGUGUCACAGGGGAGGCAAUGCGACCACAACGUAGUCCUGCUACACGUCAACGUGAUGGCCACUUCAAGAAACGUUCUAGGCCAGACCUUCGAUGCAGAGCCAGGAGAAGUCUGUAUAAGAAACAUGAACCUGAACAAACAGAAACCACUAAGGAGACAACACCUAUGGUGCCAGAGUCUUCCCUUUAUAAAGAAGAAAAGGCUGAAACAGACUUGACAGAAGGAAGCAGCUCAUGUCUGCCUGGUGUGUCCUCCACAGAAUUAAAACCCGACACUCCAGAGACACCAAUUGUGACCAUGACUGCCAGGAUCCAAAACAGUCCAGAUGUGUUGGCCUUAGCCUCCACCUCUCUCAGCAGAAUUCCCAGCUUGCCCCAGGAGAACACCGACCAGGAGGCAAAGGACCAGAAACGGAAGUCCUUCGAGCAGGCAGCUGCUUCCUCCUUUCCCGAAAAGAAGCCCCGGCUUGAAGAUCGUCAGUCCUUUCGUAACACAAUUGAAAGUGUUCACCCCGAAAAGCCGCAGCCUACUAAAGAGGAGCCCAAAGUCCCGCCCAUCCGGAUUCAACUUUCACGUAUCAAACCGCCCUGGGUGGUUAAAGGUCAGCCCGCUUACCAGAUAUGCCCCCGGAUUGUCCCCAACACAGAGCACUCCAGCCGGGGCAGAACUGGUGCCAGAACCCUCGCAGACAUUAAGGCCCGCGCUCUGCAAGCCCGAGCCCAGAGAGAAGCCGCCACAGCCUCCAUUGGAGGUGGGGGUGGGCCAGGGGGAGGCGGUGGAGGGAACUGUGACGAAGGAGGCGGUAGAGGUGAGGCUAGUGACCAUUCCGAGCACAGGGGAGCCAAGAGGACUCACGGAAGGUGUACGCCAAAUCUACAACGAGCACAACUAUUGCCGCCUGGUCAUGUCAUAGAUGGGGAACAAGCUCUAUUAGAAGGAGAGACUCCUGAAGGAGACUGGCUGCUAGCUGAGAAAGGUGACUUGUCCUCUUCUCCCAUUGAGGAGGAAAGCUACAUGUUCCACAGGGUUCCUGACAUCCUCACCAGUGAGUCAGAAGAGGCUCUACUGCCUUUCACUGUUACUAAUGGCCAACCAGAUGAUGCUAUGAUCCAGCCAUCUUCUGACACCCUAGUGCAUGUUAGGUUGAGUGAGAAGCCCGAUUUGCCUCCUGACAUAAGGACUGAACAUGAAUCUUGUAUCAUUUCUCAGAAAGAGGAGAGUGAAGAACAGGGACAGAUGGCUCUGUUAGAGAAUGAUUCUGUUCAGUCUCAGGUAGGAAUUGUUGUCUUAGAAAAAGUAGCUGACCAGACUCUGAAUUUGGACUCUAAUUCCACUGUGAAGGACUGUGUAUGUUCAUUGGAACCCAGUCUAAUCCCUGAAUUGUUACUGGAUGAAAGGCAACAAGAUGGACCAUUGAAUGAAGUAGAACUUAAUGACUUAAGUCCACCCCCAGAGGAAAUCAGUGCCAGCGAAGAGAACUUGAAAGAUGAAGCUCUUGUUGCUGAUAUUGUAGCUCCCUGGUUAUCUGUCCCUUCAGAUGCCCAGACGGUACAACAGCAAGAAAUGGACUCUAGGGAAAGCACCCCAUCUACAGAACGCUUCAGUGGAAGUGAUGAGGAGAAGGUGGUUACUACUCAAACACUGGAUUUACUUGGUUGUCACCCUGCUACCCAAGACAGCAUUAAGCCCUCUGAUAACCUUCCUCAGCUUUGGGAACUCUCCCACCAAGGAGAUAUGGCUAGUGUCUGUAAACAAAUUGAAGGCGUUCAAAGACUUAAAAUGAAUGGGGACUGUGAUGUGCUGAGCACCCACAGUGAAUCAACAGACACAGCCUCUGACUUGGAAGCUGAGCUAACUGAAGACAGUGCAGAGACAGAUCCAGGCCUCCAACCCAGCACUGAGGAAACUGGAGGGAAAGGAUCUUCUUUUGUGAGUGAUGCAGAGAAGUGUGAUUGGAAUCAAUCGGACUCUUCUUUCAAAACUAAAGGAGAAGCAUACAAGGCUGACUUGCCUUCAGUAACUUCAGGGGACAAAGGAAUCGAGCUUCAGAGCUGGGUAUCUCAUGUUUCUGUCCCACUGAAGCCCACUGAGUCUUUGCCACAAGGCAGUUCUGAAAAGCAGCCAGGGUCUCUGUGCCUUGCCCGGCCUGUAUCAUCAGUUGAGGCCAACAAUCCCCUGGUAAUGCAGUUGUUGCAGGGCAACUUAACCCUGGAAAAGGUCCUGCCAGUAGCACCUAGUUCCACCAAACUGGAAGCCAUGCAACCAUUAUCUGAAAACAUAGAGCAGAGUAGCAAUGACUCCUUUGGAGAAUCCCCUCCUAAUCCUGAGACAAAUGGAAACAUUGCUGGAAGAAAUAGCUCCAGCUCCCCAAGGGCUUUAAGGGAUCUGCUUCCACAGGAGUGCCAUAAUCCUGGGGCAGUGCUUCCCAAGCCCAUGGGGAUCCAGGCUCCUCCUGACACUCCCCCAAAGAACUCCAAGGUAAUUUCAAAUUCAGGCUCCCCACAACCAUCGGCAAACUUGGUAGGAUCUUCUGGGAAACUGGAAGAAGUAGAGUCCAAAGAGAAACACACUUCCUGUGGUUUUGAAGAACAAAAAGAGUUGACUCUAACUCCAAGUCUGUCACAACACAAUAAUGUAGAUUUAUCCCUGGGUAGAAGUCCCGGAAAGCAAACUGCCCCGAGGAUACCUCGGUUCUUGUCUCCAAACGUGAUCUCUAUUGGGCCCAAUCAAGUCCAUGGGGCCCCAAUGGAUAAAAACUUUGUCGGUGGCCAAGGGAAGAAGCUCUUUGGUUCUGGAUUCCUUGGGAAUACAGCUGUGGCCCUGCAUCAUUCCAGGUCAGCGGAACCACUGCCUCCCAAUAUCCCUUCUGCGGAGCCAGAUUUUUCCAACCGGAAGCCAGGACUAAGCAAAGGCACAGUAUCUGGAGGAGUCCAGACAUCAAGAGCAGAAUGGUCUCCAAAGCAGCCCCCCAACUCUCUUAGUAGCAUCAAGAAUGAGAAUAUGCUGGCCUGUGGGGGUGGCCCACCCAAGAGUAAUGCAGAAAACAGGAAAGCCAUUGGCCACAGGCCUUUUGAACUGAUGGAGCAUUUUCAGGGGAUGCCCCUUGUCAUGGAUUUGCCAUUCUUCAAGCUCCCCAGAGAACCUGGAAAAGGGCUCAACCAGCCAUUAGAGCCUUCUUCCAUCCCCUCCCAGCUCAAUAUCAAACAGGCAUUUUAUGGGAAGCUUUCUAAGCUACAGUUGAAUUCCACCAGUUUUAAUUAUUCAUCUAGCACACCGGCCUUUCCCAGAAGCCUUGCUGGGAGUGUGAUGCAGCUUAGCCACAAAGCAAACUUUGCUUCAAACCACAGUGCAUCACUUUCUGUGCAAAUGUUCACUGAUAGCAGCAGCAUGGAAGAAAUCUCACUCAAAUGCUCCUGUAGCCUUAAAGCUAUGAUUAUGUGUAAAGGAUGCGGGGCAUUUUGUCACGAUGACUGUAUAGGACCCUCAAAGCUUUGUGUAUUGUGCCUUGUGGUGAGAUAAUAAAUUAUGGCCAUGGAAAAAAAUUGUAUAUUUAGUGUGUGUAUUUUGAUAAUGAUCUGAAAUCUGUACACAGGAAAAUAUUAUUUGUUACAAUAGAGACAAUAUUAUACUGAGCAGGAACCACUCCUGCCUUCCCCUCAAAUCCACAGUGCUCAAGCCUUCUGAUCACCGAACUUCUUGAAUCUUCUGCAGAGGAUCUUCCCUUACUGGAGGGGUUUUUCUAGCUUGAUGCCAUUAUGGAGACUUUGUUACACCUCCCAAAUCUAACCCGUGACUCUUGAGAGGGAGCCUGCCCUCCAGUGGACCCUGUGUAGAAGCUGUUUGAUCUUCAGCAGAACUGGUAAGAGACAACAGGAGGCUGAGCCCUCUAUGAGGGACUAAGUUAGGUUAGGACCUGCUUUGCUUAAAAGGAACAAUUUCAGUCUUCCACUUGAUUCUUGCCACCUGUUUUUCUGCUACUUUGCAACAAGUCAGCAUUUUCCUCCCCUACUAACAGCCCUCCUGCCCCUCCCCCACCCUCCCAAGCAGAGGGAGGAUUUGUGAGCUCCUCAGAGCCCAGAGAGAUUACAGUAACCCUCAGCGUUGCCAAGCAGGGCCAUCGACCUAGACCUUUAGGUGAUUACUUGUAGAUGGAGCCAUUUUUGACCCUGGGGGAUUUCAGCAUUGAGUGGUAGUAAGUCCUGCCUUCUACUCCUGAGAAGCAAAUUUGGAAGUUUUCCUGCCUUGACAUCUAUCUCUCAGUGGAUUGAAGGAAUUCUAGACCUGCCUGAACUAUGGGCUCUGAAUGGGGAGGGAACAGGCCACUUUUCCUGUCUGAGGCGGCGGCGGCUGCUGCUGUCUCAAGACUCUGUAACUCGGGAGUUCAGCAGAGGACUUCCUGCCUCAGAGACCUUCUUCAGGCCAUUUUGGACUUGCUGUGAGAGCGCACCUGUGUAUGUGAAAAUCAUUUUACAUUUCAAAGCAGUGUGUGUUUCUUAUUUUUAUAUUUUUAACUCUUUAUUCUUGGAUGUAUAAAGUGAAAUAUUUGACUCUUGUAAGUAUACUCUAUGCAUCUCUAAUGUUUUAUCAUGUAUUUAUAUGUUGUACACAGUACUGGCCAAUUCUGUAAAUGGAUGUAUUGUACAUAGAACAUAAAGGUCUGUUCCCUUAUUUUCAGUCCUCAGCAGUAUUGCAUUCAAAUGGUGUUAGUUACUAAUUUACAUCUGUAGUCAGAGCCACUGUAUUCUGGCCCACCCAGUGUGAGGGUGGGCUCAAGGAGGCGUUUCCUGGCAGAUCCGCCCACCUGCCCGGCUCUCUCUCUCUCUCACACAGGUAACUGUGGGCAGACUGACUGCAGGUGCAAUUUCAAGGUCAGCCUACCCACACCUUGCUGAAAGAAUACUUCUUGCUCCUUUGCGCCUUCUUUUUAAAAGUAGGAAUGCUGCAGCCGUGGCUUUCUGUUGCCACAUGUGGCAGAUUUCCAGGAACAUCUCUAAUGAGGCGCCCUUUGUCAUGGACAGUAUUAAUUGCUGUGGGGCUCCCUCACACGUUUCCCAGGCAGCAAGGAGUGUCCUCACAGGUUUGAAUUCAGUGUGAUGAAUUGUAAGGGGGCCUAGUAAGCCUGAUCAGCUUUAGGAAUGUGGCUGUGUGGAUUGGUCUGACCUGACUUAGGAUAGUGGAUUUGGGAAGAGAAAAAGUUGCUCUGAUGGUUUUCCUCCCCAGCCAGUUCUUUAGUGAGUAGGCUUACCUGUUUGUUUUACUUCAUGCUCUUACCCACCUCCCAGUUUUUGUAUCCUUUCUUGUUAUAUACUUGAAUAUCCUGUUAAAUUUCAGUUUCCCCAUGUGAGUGCUUCUAUAAGAAGUAUAAAAUUUGAAUGCCAACAGCUCAUUUCAUUGAGUUGAGUCAGGGUCAUUUACCUGCCGCCCCCCCCCCCCCCCAUUCUGUCCCCACCCCCUUCAAUCCGUUGUGGCAACUUUGUGAUAUGAAGUAUGAGAGAGAAGAAAGUGGUGAUUUGGAAUGCGGGAUUGGCAAGUCCAAGUUGACAAUUUCAAAAGCCUGUUUACCAAAGAUAGGGAGCAGAGAGCCCAGGCAGUUUGGAGCCUCCUCUUCUCCCUUCUUCCCUGUGUCCUUUGGGGCCACUAUAUAGUGUACAGUUUGAAACUGGUCUGGUCUGCAGAGCUGCCCAGAGAAAGCACUGCUCUUGUAUGUCCCUUGUGGUAUUGGAAAAAAUAAACUUUCUGUAAAAUCUG